Molecule: messenger RNA, 1503 nt
Organism: Ilyonectria robusta
Lineage: Eukaryota; Fungi; Ascomycota; Sordariomycetes; Hypocreales; Nectriaceae
Product: aldehyde dehydrogenase domain-containing protein
Exons: 3
Coding region: 1-1503 (500 amino acids)
Molecular function (GO): oxidoreductase activity, acting on the aldehyde or oxo group of donors, NAD or NADP as acceptor
Source: RefSeq, a predicted model, not a curated record
AUGGCUGGACUAUUCGUCAAUCUCGAGGCGCCCAACGGCGUCAAGUACGCCCAGCCCACCGGGCUCUUCAUAAACAACGAAUUCGUUCCCUCCUCCUCGGGCCAGACUAUCGCCUCCAUUGAUCCAGCCACUGAAAAGGAGAUUGCUGCAGUUCACGCAGCCAACGCUGAUGAUGUAGACAAGGCUGUCCGCGCUGCGCACGCCGCCCUCGCAAACCCCGAAUGGAAGCAAAUGCCUGCUGCGCGGAGGGGCCUGUUGAUGUACAAGCUUGCCGAGCGCAUUGAGCAACAGCAGGAGAUUUUUGCGACGUCUGAGGCUUGGGACAAUGGCAAGACUUUUGCUGAUGCCAUCACCCUGGACCUCCCUGAAGUCGUCAACGUCAUCCGCUACUAUGCUGGUUGGGCAGACAAGACCCACGGCCAGACUGUCACAGCAAACCCUCAGAAACUCGCUUAUACCAUUCGCCAGCCUAUUGGUGUUGUGGGACAAAUCAUUCCCUGGAACUUUCCCCUUUCGAUGGCGAGCUGGAAGAUUGGCCCAGCUCUGGCGUGCGGAAACACAAUUGUUCUCAAGGCCGCCGAGCAAACGCCUCUCAGCAUCCUCCUCCUGGCCGCUGCGGUCAAGGAAGUCGGGUUUCCUCCCGGCGUUUUCAACGUCAUCAAUGGCUACGGCCGGGAGGCGGGAUCGGCUUUGGUAGAGCACCCGCUGGUCGACAAGGUGGCGUUUACUGGGUCUACUGCGACGGGCACUCAAAUCAUGAAGAUGGCUGCGGCAACCCUCAAGAACAUCACGUUGGAGACGGGAGGCAAGUCUCCUCUCCUAGUCUUCGCCGAUAGCGACCUCGACCAGGCUGCCAGGUGGUCUCACAUGGGCAUCAUGUCCAACCAGGGUCAGAUUUGCACCGCCACCUCUCGGAUCCUCGUGGAAGACAGUGUCUACGACGACUUUGUCGCCCGCUUCCUCGAGACGACCAAGACAGUCAGCAAGGUCGGCGAUCAGUGGGAUCCCGACACGUACCAGGGACCCCAGGUUUCCAAGAUGCAGUUCGACAAGAUUCUGGAAUACAUCGAGAUUGGAAAGGCAGAGGGCGCCAAGCUCCUCGCUGGCGGCAAGCCCAAGGAUGUCAGCGGCAAGGGUUUCUUCGUCGAGCCUACCGUCUUUGGCGAGGUCAAGGACACGAUGCGCGUCUUCCAAGAAGAGAUUUUCGGGCCGGUCGUGGUCAUCAGCCGCUUCAGCUCCGAGGCCGAGGCUCUGGGCUUCGCCAACGACUCCGCAUACGGCCUGGGCGCAGCUGUCUUCACCAAGGACAUUGAGCGUGCGCAUCGAGUUGCGGCCGAGAUCCAGGCUGGCAUGGUCUGGAUCAACAGCAGCCAAGACUGCGAGCCCGGGGUUCCCUUUGGCGGAGUCAAGCAGAGCGGUAUUGGACGAGAGCUGGGCGAGGCAGGACUCGAGGCGUAUAGCAACAUCAAGGCGGUGCAUGUCAACCUGGGGGCUCGCAUUUAA